AUGGUCUCCGCUAUUCACGAACAGCGAGAAAUCAUCUUGGAUACCAUUAAAUCAAUAACUAGAGGAGAAUGGAAGGUGCUGGUCAUCGAUGAAUUUACUAAGAAGAUAAUCGACAAUGUCGUCAAGGAAGAUGACAUUCUCAACGAGAAUAUUGCGAAUAUUGAGAGGAUCGAGGACAAGAGGGAAAUGAACCCGGACAUGGACGCCAUAUACCUCCUGUCGCCACAACCACAUAUUGUUGAUUGCCUCCUAGCAGACUUCGAACGCAGGAGAUACAGAAAGUCUUUUCUAGUUUGGACAGCUUUGCUCGAUCCUCAGAUGCGACGGCGUCUCGAUGUCUCGAGACAGGUACAAGAGCAGAUGGCAGGCUUCGAGACUCUUUCAAUUGACUAUUUUCCCCGGGAGUCGCAUCUGAUCACAUUCCGAGAUCCUUGGAGUUUCCCCAUUCUUUAUCACCCAGCGUGCAAUAGUCUCGUUCGGGACCAUAUGCAAACCCUUGCUCAAAAGAUCACUGGCAUUUGUGUCUCACUGGGAGAGUACCCGAAAGUUCGCUUCUACAGACCUCGAAAUCCAAAUCACGAAGCCAGCGUUCUCUGUACCCACUUGGCCAAAUUUGUUCAGGACGAGCUCGAUGCAUAUGCGAAAUUCAAUCAAAACUUUCCGCCUCCUUCCUCGCGACCACAGGGCAUUCUCGUGAUUACAGACAGGGCGAUGGACAUUAUGGCGCCUCUCAUUCACGAAUUUACAUACCAAGCUAUGGCCCAUGAUCUAUUGCCAAUCAGAGAGGGAGACAAGGUCUUUUACAAAACAGUCGUUAACGAGGGAACAGCGCAACAAGAAGAAAAGGAUAUGGAGAUUGGCGAAAAGGAUAGGAUUUGGGUCAACAACAGACAUAGUCACAUGAAAGACACAAUCGAAAAAUUGAUGGGCGACUUCCAAAAGUUCAUCAACGAGAACCCCAAUUUCACGAAUGCGGAUGCAGAUGCGACCAGUUUGAAUGCAAUCAAAGAUAUGCUAGCUGGGUUACCGCAAUUCCAGGAAAUGAAAGAGGCGUACUCAUUGCAUUUGAGCAUGGCUCAGGAAUGCAUGAACAUAUUCCAGCACCGGAAACUCCCAGACAUUGCUUCGGUGGAACAGUCACUAGCGACCGGGCUAGAUGAAGAUUUCCGUAAACCGAAGAAUCUAGCUGAUCAGGUUGUACGACUGCUUGAUGAUGAAAACAUCGGAUCAGCAGACAGAUUACGCUUAGUCAUGCUUUAUAUUAUCUAUCGAGAUGGUAUGAUUCAAGAUGAUAUCCAGCGGCUCCUGGCACAUGCAGCACUUCCCCCCCAAGAUGCUGAAGCCAUUGCAAACCUCGACCUUAUUGGCGCACACACGUCGAAAGCAAAUCUCAGGGAAGUAAGGCCUCCAACACAGCCUUUAUUUCCUCGGAAAACAGCGCCAACUGCUCAAAAUGAAGAGUAUGCCCUCUCACGAUUUGAGCCAGCUGUAAAAUUGAUGCUCGAGGAGAUCACGAAAGGGACCCUGGACCAGACAACAUUUCCAUACAUUCGACCGCCUCUUGACAAUUCCGAGGAACUCGCAGCUCAAUCUCAAGCAUCUCUCAGAAGCGCAAAGCCAACAUGGGCUCGAAAUCGCAUGUCAACCGUAGAAAAUAGGCAGAGAAUCAUUGUAUUCAUGGCUGGAGGUGCCACAUAUUCAGAGUCUCGGGCAUGCUAUGAAGUUUCGAGGACAACUGGCAAAGAUAUUUUUCUUGCUACAAGUCAUAUGGUAAAUCCAGCGCUCUAUGUGAGGCAGAUUGGGGAUUUGAGUGAAGAUCGGAGAAGACUGGAUUUGCCAGUAGACAGACCAAAACCCAAAGCCCCAUCGCAUCUCUUUGUACGAAAUGAUCCUCUACCAGCAGCUAUUCCAGCAGGGUCAGGUAGGCCAGGAGUAAUAGGCCUUCCUGGUGGUCCAGGGAGACCUGGCCAAAUGCCAAGAAAUCCAGGGCCUCCGGCUCCUCCACAAAAGAACCCCUCGUACAGUAACACCAAUGCUUACGAUAGAACCGCACCACAACCACCGACCGCUGGACUAGCUGCCAUGAGCAUGAAUUCAGGGACCGGACGGCCGAUUCCCUUGAAUGGGUCGAACGGACCCGAUGUGACGCCUAGCAAGGGCAAGUUGGAAAAAAAGAGCAAACACAAGGAAGAGGGCGGAGAGAAGAAGAAGCGAGGAUUCUUCAGUAGCAAGAAGUAA
Messenger RNA from Cadophora gregata, 2238 nucleotides. It is a transcript of the gene SEC1, whose product is annotated as vacuolar sorting protein VPS33/slp1. The transcript has 5 exons. Gene Ontology annotation, biological process: vesicle-mediated transport; intracellular protein transport. Gene Ontology annotation, molecular function: syntaxin binding. The coding region runs from base 1 to 2238 and encodes 745 amino acids. The record is from RefSeq and is a predicted model, not a curated record. Gene Ontology annotation, cellular component: secretory granule; plasma membrane. NCBI's taxonomy places the organism in Eukaryota, Fungi, Ascomycota, Leotiomycetes, Helotiales, Ploettnerulaceae.